AUGCCAAGCCCCACUCACCCCAUCCACAUCAUCGGACUCGGCAGCAUCGGCUCCUUCAUAGCUCACUCCCUUCGUUCCCUCCCCAAACCCCCACCAGUCCACCUUCUCAUCCACCGCAAAAGCCUAUACGAUGAAUUCGCCUCCAAGGGGUGGAACCUCGGCCUCCGGGUCAGCGAAGAGGGUACGCUCCAAGAACAAGGGGGUUUCGACGCUGAGUUGCUGAGCGAAUCCGCCUCCUCGGAACCAAUUCAUAACUUAAUCGUUGCGGUAAAAGCGUCCGCGACGAUAGCAGCCCUCAAGCCCAUCCAGCACCGGCUCGGACCGCAGUCAACGAUAUGCCUGUUCCAGAAUGGGCUGGGCCAGAUCGAGGAUCUAAAUGAGCGAAUUUUCACGGACCAGGCGGCACGGCCGACUUACAUGGUUGGAAUUAUGCGGCAUGGGGUGUACUUGCGGUCACCGACUGAGGCGAUUUUGUCCGGGUUAAAUGGGCGUGCGGCGAUUGGGGUCGUGGACGCCGCGGAUCAGAGGCCGCGACAAUCAAACCCGCAAUUUCUGCUGGAUACGCUGCUGCGGUCGCCUAUUCUGCGCUGCGAGCAGCUAGAAUGGAAAGAUCUACUUCAUAAUCAGCUGCUCAAGCUAGCGGCGAACUGCGUGCUCAACCCGCUGACGGCAAUCCUCAAUGUGCGGAACGGGGUGAUUAAGGAGAAUCCGGAUUUGCAGCCACUGAUACAGCGCCUUCUCGAGGAGAUAUCCUUGGUUUUUCAGAAUUUGCCUGAACUAAAGGACCUGCCGAGUGAUCAGAAAGAUCAUUUCUCAGUUGGCUCGCUCCAGACUGUUGUCAUGGAUACCAUUGAGAAGACCGCGGGGAACUCAAGUAGUAUGCGCGAGGAUGUGCGGAAGGGCCGGGCUACGGAAAUUGAGUAUAUCAAUGGCUGGAUUCUGAGACGGGGCAAGGAGCUAGGGAUUGAGUGCGACGCGAAUGCUGGAUUAACGCAGCUGGUGCUUGCGAAGAGCCGGUUGGGUAUGGACCCUUACAGCUCGUAA
Messenger RNA from Penicillium canariense, 1044 nucleotides. RefSeq lists its product as uncharacterized. Lineage: Eukaryota; Fungi; Ascomycota; Eurotiomycetes; Eurotiales; Aspergillaceae. The transcript has a single exon. Gene Ontology annotation, molecular function: 2-dehydropantoate 2-reductase activity; NADP binding. Bases 1 to 1044 code for a protein of 347 amino acids. The record is from RefSeq and is a predicted model, not a curated record. Gene Ontology annotation, biological process: pantothenate biosynthetic process. Gene Ontology annotation, cellular component: cytoplasm; mitochondrion.